GGAAGGAUGUUUUAUCACAAUAGGAGCAUUUUUCACCCAACCACAUUUUUCCUCAUUGGAAUCCCAGGUCUGGAAGAGGUCCAUGCCUGGAUCUCCCUGCCUUUCUCCACUGUUUACCUUGUGGCUUUACUGGGCAAUGCCACAAUUCUGCUGGUCAUCAAGAUGGAGCAGACCCUCCGGGAGCCCAUGUUCUACUUUCUGGCCAUCCUUUCAACAAUUGAUUUAGCCCUCUCGACAACCUCGGUACCCCGCGUGCUGGGUAUCUUCUGGUUUGAUGCUCAUGAAAUUAACUUUGGAGCUUGUGUGGCCCAGAUGUUCCUGAUACAUACUUUUACUGGCAUGGAGUCUGAGGUCCUGGUGGCCAUGGCCUUCGACUGCUAUUUGGCGAUCUGUGCUCCACUCCACUACACGACCAUCCUGACAUCCAGGGCUCUGGUGGGCAUCAGUUUGUACAUUGUAAUUCGUCCAGUCCUGCUAACACUUCCCUUGAUCUAUCUCAUCUACUGCCUUCCAUUUUGCCAGGCUCAUAUACUAGCUCAUUCCUACUGUGAGCACAUGGGUAUUGCAAAACUGUCUUGUGGAAACAUCCGUGUUAAUGGUAUCUAUGGGCUUUUUGUCAUUUCCUUCUUUAUCCUAAAUCUAGUCCUUAUUGGAGUCUCCUAUGUUUAUAUUCUCUGUGCCGUCUUCCACCUCCCAUCCCAAGAUGCACAGCUAAAAGCCCUAAGUACCUGUGGUUCUCAUGUUGGGGUCAUCUGUGUUUUCUAUAUCCCCUCAGUCUUCUCUUUCCUCACACACCGGUUUGGACACAACAUACCCCGCUAUACUCACAUUCUUAUUGCCAACCUCUAUUUGGUUAUCCCACCCUCACUCAACCCCAUCAUUUAUGGUGUCAGGACCAAACAGAUACAAGAGCGAGUGCUCCAUGCCUUUAUUAAAAAAUAA
Messenger RNA from Hippopotamus amphibius kiboko, 942 nucleotides. RefSeq names its product olfactory receptor 52J3-like. Gene Ontology annotation, biological process: G protein-coupled receptor signaling pathway. NCBI's taxonomy places the organism in Eukaryota, Metazoa, Chordata, Mammalia, Artiodactyla, Hippopotamidae. Gene Ontology annotation, molecular function: olfactory receptor activity; G protein-coupled receptor activity. Bases 7 to 942 code for a protein of 311 amino acids. Gene Ontology annotation, cellular component: membrane. The record is from RefSeq and is a predicted model, not a curated record. The transcript has a single exon.